Molecule: messenger RNA, 861 nt
Organism: Cetraspora pellucida
Lineage: Eukaryota; Fungi; Glomeromycota; Glomeromycetes; Diversisporales; Gigasporaceae
Source: the annotation of a GenBank genome assembly
AUGAAAACUCUUCAUUUUCUCUUACUUAUCUUGAUCGUCUUUAAUGUUGUUGUUCAUGCAACCGAUGACAAAGAUUUAAACUUUUAUGAUGAUAAAGAUCUCACAUGUGAAAAGCUUUUCAAUGUAUCCUCUUGCAAUGAUUGUCAAGAAUUAAUCUUUCACGACAUUAAACAAGAUGAAGAUGAUUGCCCAACAGCCUUUAAAUUUAUUAAAGAAAUUAAAAAAGUAAUUAAAGAAUCCGAUGUAAAAAAGGUUGACCCCUAUAAUAGUACUUAUUUCAAAAAAGGAUUAGAAAAUUAUUGUGAUCUACCAUUCAAUUGUGAUCCUCAAACUGCUAAAAAAUAUUGGACAAAAAUUGAAGAUGUUUGUUCUGAAGAAUUAAAUAAUAAAAUAGAUUGGAGUAGUGAUCCUAAAAAAAUGGAUAAAAAUAUGAUUCUGGUCUUUGAUAAUCUCGUUUACAUACAUUAUCUUGGUGUUACGGUUGAUGCGGAAAUUAAAUGGAUACGUAGAGUCCCAUCUGCAUCAGCUGUAACAAUUAUUAAUGAAUUUAAUAAAGCUACCGAUAAAGAUCCGGAACCUACUUACUCCCUUGAUGGCAAAUACGUUUUCAAGAAGGAUGGUACUAGAAUACUCAUUCCUAAAAAACUUGCCUGUGAUGAAGAAUGUUACGAGUCAAUUGUUAAAAUGUACAAAUCUUGGAUCAAGCAUUACGAACUAAGUCCUGAAGUAAUCGAAAAUAUUUUCGGUUCUGAAGAUGAACUUAAUGAUUAUUUUAGUUGCAAACCUGAUGAUAAACGAGGUGUUCAACGAACAUCUGGUUCUUGUUUAUCACCUCUUCAUUCUUCAUUCUUCUUUAAUUGA